Molecule: messenger RNA, 2132 nt
Organism: Eptesicus fuscus (big brown bat)
Lineage: Eukaryota; Metazoa; Chordata; Mammalia; Chiroptera; Vespertilionidae
Product: guanylate-binding protein 1-like
Exons: 11
Coding region: 56-1831 (591 amino acids)
Molecular function (GO): GTP binding; GTPase activity
Source: RefSeq, a predicted model, not a curated record
GAAACCACUGCAUCCUACACUGAGGAGAAAAAACAGAUAAGGUGACACCCUGGACAUGGCCUCAGACAUCCAGAUGCCAGGCCCGGUGUGCCUCAUUGAGAACACUGACACACAACUAGCAGUUAACCCAGAAGCUUUGAAGAUCCUGUCUGCCAUCACACAGCCUGUUGUGGUGGUGGCCAUUGUGGGUCUCUACCGCACAGGCAAAUCCUACCUGAUGAACAAGCUGGCUGGGCAGAAAAAAGGCUUCUCUCUGGGCUCCACGGUUCAGUCUCACACCAAAGGCAUCUGGAUGUGGUGUGUGCCUCACCCUAAGAAACCAAACUACACCCUAGUUCUGCUUGACACUGAGGGGCUGGGAGAUGUAGAGAAGGGUGACAACCAAAAUGACUCCUGGAUCUUUGCCCUGGCAAUACUGCUGAGCAGCACCUUUGUGUACAACAGCAUGGGGACCAUAAACCAGCAGGCCAUGGACCAACUGCACUAUGUGACAGAGCUGACAGAUAAAAUAAGGGCAAAAUCUUCACCUGAUGAAAAUGAGGUUGAGGACUCAGCUGACUUUGUGAGCUUCUUUCCAGAUUUUGUGUGGACACUGAGGGAUUUUUCCCUAGAAUUGGAAGUAGAUGGGCAACCCAUCUCAGCAGACGAGUACCUGCAGAAUUCACUCAAACUCAAGAAAGGUACCAGUCCUAAAGAUAAAAAUUUUAACCUGCCCCGACUUUGUAUCCGAAAGUUCUUCCCAAAGAAGAAAUGCUUUAUCUUUGAUCGGCCCACUCAUCGGAAGAAGCUAGGCCAACUUGAGACAAUGCAUGAUGAUGAGCUGGACCCCGAAUUUGUGCAACAAGCUGCGGACUUCUGUUCCUACAUCUUUACCAAUUCCAAAGUCAAAACCCUUUCAGGAGGCAUCCAGGUCAAUGGACCCCGGCUGGAGACCCUGGUGCUGACCUAUGUCGAUGCCAUCAGCAGUGGGGACCUGCCCUGCAUGGAGAAUGCAGUCCUGGCCUUGGCCCAGAUAGAGAACUCGGCUGCAGUGCAAAAGGCCAUUGCCCACUAUGACCAGCAGAUGGGUGAGAAGGUUGAACUGCCCACAGAAACCUACCAAGAGGUCCUGGACCUGCACAUGGCCAGUGAGAAAGAGGCCAUUGAAGUCUUCAUGAAGAAUUCCUUCAAGGAUGUAGACCAUUUAUUUCAAAAGGAAUUAGCGGCCCAGCUAGAAAAAAGGCGAGAUGACUUUUGUAAAGAGAAUAUGAAAGCAUCAUCGGAUCGCUGCUCAGCUUUACUUAAGGAUAUCUUCCAUUCUUUAGAAGAAGAGAUAAAGCAGGGGGUUUAUUCUAAACCAGGAGGAUAUCAUCUCUUAAUGCAGACUAUGCACGAGCUGAAGAAAAAGUAUCUUCAGGAACCCAGGAAGGGAAUACAGAGUGAAGAAGUCCUUCAGACAUACCUGAAGUCCAAGGAGUCUGUGAUUGAUGCAAUUCUGCAGACAGACCAGACUCUCACAGAAAAGGAAAAGGAGAUCGAAGUGCAACGUGUGAAAGCUGAAUCUGCAGAGGCUGCAGCAAAAAUGCUGGAGGAAAUGCAAAAGAAGAAUCAGCAGAUGAUGGAGGAGAAAGAAAAGAGUUAUCAGGAACAUGUGAAACAAUUGACUGAGAAGAUGGAGCAGGAGAGGGCCCAAUUAAUGGCAGAGCAAGAGAGGACUAUGGCUCUUAAACUUAAGGAACAGGCCAUGUUACUAAAGGAAGGAUUCCAAAAUGAGAGCAAACAACUUCAGAGAGAAAUAGAGAAUCUCAGGAGAAGCAUGACAAAACCAUCGAGCCCUUGUAUCAUAAUCUAAAGACCUAAGGAAAAGAGCUUCCUUGGUCACUCUACUCAAGGCAUAACUCAAGCAGUUUUAGAAUCUGGAAAAAUGUCACAACUUGAGCAAAAGUGACCUUCUUUAAGCUGAUAAAAGAAAUCUACAAAAAAGCCUUCACCUAACAUACUUAAUGAUAAAAAACAGAAUGCUUUGCCCCAUAACACAGGAAUAAAGCAAGGAUGUGCAGUCGCUCCACUUCUGUUAAAUAGUAUAAUGAAGGCUUCCUACAAUAUGGCAAAAGGAAGAAACGAAAGAAAGAAAGAAAGAAAGAAAGAAAGAA